Messenger RNA from Epinephelus lanceolatus (giant grouper), 2739 nucleotides. RefSeq names its product thyroid hormone receptor interactor 6 (gene trip6). The record is from RefSeq and is a predicted model, not a curated record. Gene Ontology annotation, biological process: cell-cell adhesion. Gene Ontology annotation, cellular component: focal adhesion; stress fiber. Lineage: Eukaryota; Metazoa; Chordata; Actinopteri; Perciformes; Serranidae.
CAGCAGCAGUUACGUCACACAUCGGGAAUGCAGCAGUGAGGAUCUUGCUGCUGCUGCUAAAGGCCUCAGGAUCCGCUACAAAAUGAGACUGAAGGGAAGAGGAGAGCCACUGUAAAGGUACUGUAAGAGAAGCCUGCCAUGUCCGGUCCCACCUGGCUUCCACCGAGGACUCUGGAUAGCCCUGAGCGAGCAGUCCCUCAGAUGUCUCACUCUGCUGGGUCAGCGAUCUACAGAGCCCCCAACAAGAAGGGGGCGUCCGACUUCCGGCCAAAAUAUGGCCCCUAUGACCAGAACGGAGGAGGAGGAGGAGGGAUGGCCAACAGGUACAUGGCUACAGGACCCACAGGUGGACCCAUUCAUCACUCGUCGAGCGAUCAUUACUACUCCCCUCCCCCUGGUCCCAAAGAAGAACGCAACUGGAGCCCUCACAUGGACAGCUACGAGCUGAUGCAUCGUGGUCCUGAAAAGCCAGCGAGCUAUCACUCCAAAAUCGAUGCUGAGAUUGACUCCCUCACCAGCAUGCUUGCUGACUUGGACAGCCACCCACAGGACUCCAGCACACAACUGUACGACAACGUGCCUUAUAACAAGUACCUCUCAGGGGAUCACUACAAACCUGCGCACCAGAGCGCACCCCCUCCUCAGGGUCGGCCAUCCAUGGGCUACCCCCCUCAUCCCCAGAGCCAAUACCACCCAGCGCCGCCCUACCCCAACGAGCACCAGUCAUCUCAGUACUCCACCUCCCACCAGCAGGACUACUACUCCACUUCAACACCUAAGCCCUACCCUCAGCCCGUCCCGGCCUCCUACACCACUGCCUCAACUCCCACCGGGCCCAGGUUCAGCGUCCAGGUCAAGACGGCGCAGCCUGUCACCUACUCUCAGACGGGGAGGCAGGCUGAGCAGGCGUACACACCACCCCCUCCUCGCCAGCACGUUUCACGCCCCCCUCCCCAGAGUCAGACAAGUCAACAGGGCUGGUACCCUCCACAUCCCAACUCACAAGCUCAGGAGAUGCACUCUGAGGCGGUGUACAAAGGGAGCAGCUCAGGACCUGGAGGAAGAGUCAACCAGGUUCCACUGUCCAAGAGAGGGAUGGAAAAUAAUCAGACGGGGUCAGGAGCUGCACAGAGUCCUGCUUACCAGUCCAGCAAGCAGAGCAUAGCAACAAGCAGGCCCGAGGAAGAGCUGGAACGACUAACCAAGAAGUUGGUAUAUGAUAUGAACCACCCCCCCGCUGAGGACUAUUUUGGCCGCUGUGCCCGGUGUGGUGACAACGUGGUCGGCGAUGGCAGCGGCUGCAUCGCCAUGGAGCAGGUGUUCCAUGUGGAGUGUUUCACGUGUAUCACCUGCCACGCCCGUCUCCGGGGGCAACCGUUCUACGCCCUCGACAAGAAGAGUUACUGUGAGAGUUGUUACAUUAGUACAUUAGAGCGCUGUUCAAAGUGCUCCAAGCCCAUCCUGGACCGUAUCCUGCGGGCCAUGGGAAAGGCGUACCACCCUCGCUGUUUCACGUGUGUGGUUUGCAACUGCUGCUUGGACGGGGUCCCCUUCACCGUGGACGCAACCUCUCAGAUACACUGCAUAGAUGACUUCCAUAGGAAGUAUGCUCCUCGUUGCUCAGUUUGCGGAGAGCCCAUCAUGCCUGAACAGGGCCAGGAGGAGACGGUGAGGAUCGUAGCUCUGGACCGCAGCUUUCAUGUUAACUGUUACGUCUGCGAGGAAUGUGGCCUCCUGCUGUCCUCUGAAGGGGAGGGUCGAGGCUGUUACCCGCUGGACGGCCACAUCUUAUGUAAGAGCUGCAGCGCUCGCCGCAUCCAGGACCUCUCGGCCAAAAUCUCCACUGACUGCUAACAAACCUCCAGCGUCCGCUCCACCCUUUCAGCCCUCUUCGUCUCAUGACAGCCAACAUUACACAUGAUUGAUGGCGCAGACAGGAAAUGCCUGCUCAGAGGUGCUUUUCUUUUUCUUGGUUGCUCUGACUUUGAGUUGACAUAACUAUUGCAACAGUUCCCUCUGGUGGUAUCCAGGUAUAAGUUCAUUUGCAGAGAUGGGACGUGGGGUCCUGAUGGAGCAACCACAUCACUAGCUUCCUUUCAUUCAGAUUUCCUGCUCCAUUUUCUUUCUUUGUUUUGGUACACAGCUCCCCCAUUUGUCACCUUUAGUUCCUUGUUAGUAUGACAGUGGCCUGACCUGCAGGCAGCUUGGGCUCCACUCACCACGUAUCGGUACGGCUCAACUAUUAGCUCACACAUUAUCAUCACUGUCAAAGACAAUUAAAGGAAUACUUCACCCCCCAAAUGAUCAUCUUUACAUCAGUUUUUCGUCCUGUGUUACGCUGGAUUCUUGAAGAAAGCUAACAAAAAUUUAUGAGACUGAGAAAAGCUAUAUCAUAAAAUCUGUUCACAAACUCUCACACAACUCGUGCAGAAUAAUCCAAGUUUCAGUUAUCCAGUUGUACGCUCAAUGCUUCCCAAACAGACAGCCCUUUUUAACAGGAGAGAGAUAAGUAAAACUUAUCUAUGCUCUCUUCAAAGCCAGACUCCACUGACAAAAACAGUAAUUUUACAGUUUCCUCCGAGCAGUACGGUUCAGUUGGGUACGCUUUUGCUCCAUUCCCACUGUGAAAAGUUGUGGAUGGUAUCAAUGGAACCGUUCCUUACUGUCCCCAUGUUCGGUCCCCCCUCUGUUGGGGUACCUAGCACACAGAUCUGGUACUAAAAGGUGGAGCUGUGAACA